Messenger RNA from Varanus komodoensis (Komodo dragon), 1699 nucleotides. RefSeq names its product solute carrier family 19 member 3 (gene SLC19A3). NCBI's taxonomy places the organism in Eukaryota, Metazoa, Chordata, Lepidosauria, Squamata, Varanidae. Gene Ontology annotation, biological process: vitamin transport; transmembrane transport. The transcript is spliced from 5 exons. Gene Ontology annotation, cellular component: plasma membrane. Bases 1 to 1470 code for a protein of 489 amino acids. Gene Ontology annotation, molecular function: thiamine transmembrane transporter activity. The record is from RefSeq and is a predicted model, not a curated record.
AUGGAUUGUUGGGGGAAAAUGAAAAGCAGUGGAUGGAUUUUUCCUACCUUCCUCCUUUGCAUAUAUGGCUUCUUCUCCAUGAUGAGACCAUCUGAGCCUUUCCUCACACCUUACCUCACAGGACCUGAUAAAAACCUGACCAUUGACGAGGUAACACAGCAUGUGUUCCCAGUUUGGACAUACUCCUAUCUUGCUCUGCUGUUCCCUGUGUUCCUCAUUACAGACUACGUCCGCUAUAAGCCUGUUAUUAUUCUCCAGGGAAUUAGCUUUAUUGUUACCUGGCUGUUGCUGCUGUUUGCCCAUGGGCUGCUGUCCAUGCAACUGGUGGAGUUUUUCUACGGACUCGUGACAGCCACAGAGGUUGCCUAUUAUGCCUACAUAUACAGUGUGGUCACUGCUGACCAUUACCAGAAGGCGACAGGUUACUGCAGAAGCAUCACGCUAGUGGCAUCCACCAUGGGUUCCCUCCUGGGGCAACUCUUAGUUUCUUUAGCUCACGUGUCUUAUUUUUAUCUCAAUGCCAUAUCUUUGGCUUCUGUCUCGGUGGCAUUUCUAUCUUCAUUUUUUCUGCCCAUGCCUCAAAAAAGCAUGUUCUUUCAUAGAAAGCCUUCCCCCGAAGCCUCCACUGGGCCAGCAAAUAAGGAUGCACCAAAUGCAUCACAGCAGUCACACUACCAAGAGGACAAAGACGUUAGGAUGUCAACAGCCUGCUCCCAGAACUUACCUGAACACGUGGGACCCAGAAUUCAAAGCCAGCACCACUUUUUGGCGGUGCUCUGGCAACUGUGUAAGGACUUGAAGGAAUGCUACACCACAAAGAAGCUUCUUUAUUGGUCAAUAUGGUGGGCAUUAGCCACUGCAGGCUUUAACCAGAUUUUGAAUUAUGUCCAAGUACUGUGGGAUAACAAAGCUCCUUCCCAUAGUUCUGAUGUUUACAAUGGAGCUGUUGAAGCCAUAGCAACAUUUUUGAGCUCACUGGCAUCAUUAGUGGUGGGAUAUCUGAAAGUGAACUGGGAUCUAACAGGAGAGCUGGCACUGGGGGUUUUCUCUGCACUGGAUGCUGGUUCACUCUUUCUGAUGUGUUUCACCAAGAGCAUCUGGGUCUGUUAUGCUGGCUAUCUAGUUUUCAAAGCCUGUUACAUGUUCCUUAUAACUAUAGCCACUUUCCAGAUUGCUGUCAGCCUCAGCAUGGAACGUUAUGCCUUGAUGUUUGGAUUCAACAACUUUGUUGCGCUGCUAAUUCAAACUAUUGUGACCUUUAUAGUGGUGGAUUCCAAAGGGCUGGGACUGAAUAUUGGGACUCAGUUCCUAAUAUAUGGCAGUUACUUUGCAGUGAUAGCUGGAGUUUUCCUAAGCAGAAGCAUUUACAUUAUAAUCUCAAUCAAGUGCCAAAAGAACCACGUUCUUGAAAAUCCUCAGAAGACUGGGGCAAAAGAGCUGGGAACAGAAAGCUGUGGCACGAGACUGUGAAACUUAAUGUUAACUAAUGCCAACUCAGCCAUUUAUUUGAGAACUUGCACAAAAGUAGGGCUGAGUUAUACCAAUAUAAAUGUAUCAAGUCACAACUUAAAAUGUGAAGCCAACUUAUAAUUUAUGUGAAGUUAUUUUCAUCUGACUAAAAACCAUAGCAUUAUGUGGUUUGAAAAAGAGUAUGACAUUUUUAGCCAUAUUUAUUUCAGAAUCAAUCUUCCUAGUAGCU